Messenger RNA from Pichia kudriavzevii, 2283 nucleotides. RefSeq lists its product as uncharacterized. Gene Ontology annotation, biological process: tRNA processing. NCBI's taxonomy places the organism in Eukaryota, Fungi, Ascomycota, Pichiomycetes, Pichiales, Pichiaceae. Bases 1 to 2283 code for a protein of 760 amino acids. The transcript has a single exon. The record is from RefSeq and is a predicted model, not a curated record. Gene Ontology annotation, molecular function: tRNA (uracil(54)-C5)-methyltransferase activity, S-adenosyl methionine-dependent.
AUGAGUUUAUCAUAUUGGGUUCGACAGAGUCAGCGGGUUAUUCAUCACACUUCCAUUCGCUAUAUCAUGUCCAUAAGUGCUUCUGUUGAGGAGAUGCGGGCUCAACGUGAAGUUCCGCUGGGUUUAGAUGAAAGACCAAGUCUAACGAAGAGGAACAAACCAAUCAAUCCAAACAGCAAGAGUAACGAAGCUAAACGUAAGCGUCCUUCUCAUAGAAAGCCACCACGCACAAACUUUGACCACACGUCUCCUCUUGGUGUUUUAACGGAGUUUGAGAUACCGAACAUGCUUGUGGAACAUCAUGAAAAAGUGUGUGCGUUAUUGGGAUGUGACGCCAAAGAGACGCCAUAUUUGACCAUCAAGGAUGUUUUAAAUCCGGUUAGGGAUAUAAUAAACGAUGACGGUGUACUGGAUGCCUUCAAUUGGAGGGAAUUGCAAAAUGUGCAAGUUUUGAGUAUGUCUGCCAAGGGUGACGGGUUGGCCAUUAUUCGUUCGCCGACGUUUGAGAAGGUUGUGCAAUGUCAAGAGUUUGCCAAUGAACGUGAUAGGGAGAGAUUGGAGCAGUGGAAGAGAGACCAUCCUGAGGAGGUUGCCAAGGAAGAGGAAAGGAUCAGGCUAGAGGAGGAGAGGCAUCAGGCAUGGAGACUCGCAAAUCCAGAAUUGGCAGCAAAGUCGGAUUUGAAGAAGAACAGUACUGAAGAGAACAUUGAUGAACAAGGUCAGCAGGAUCACAAGAAGAAGAAGCGGAGAAGAAACGGUAUAUUUGAAUUUGAGCCAUACCGCCGUCAAAUCAAGGCUGAAGAUAUGCCAAAGGUCCAAAUUGCAACAAUUCCAUUUGCGUUUCCUGGUGACGUUGUCAAUAUCAAAGUGUUCCAUACCAACCAACACUAUGUUGACUCCGAGAUUAUGGAAUUUGUAAAAUUGUCCAAGUUAAGGCCUGAGAGCGAGAGAGGGUUAACCAAACCGAUGGAGACCAAAUGUGCCUAUUUUGGAAUUUGUAGUGGAUGUCAAUACCAAUCGAUCUCCUAUGAAUCGCAAUUGGAGAUCAAGAAAGAAGUUGUUGAAAAUGCAUACAAACAUUUCUGUAAGGAUGAAGUUAAUUGGGAGGGCAAGGUUUUGGAUACUGUUGCAUCACCAUUACAAUACAGGUAUCGUACUAAGCUAACUCCACAUUAUGACGUUCCAAGAAGCGGUGUUAAUGGUCUGGAUGUUCCAAGAUUGGGGUUUGGAUGGCGUGGCAAGGCAUCGUGGUUGAACAUCAAUAAGGUCAAGGAUGAGGAGGUUCUUGGGAGAGAAUUUGAUAACAAUGAUUUACCAUCCGAGCACCCUGAUAGCGAGAAGCCUGCAAUGAGGAAGAGGUCUAUCAGGCCGUACUUUGGUGAUGUCUUGGACAUUGAAGACUGUAUUAUUGGUACCGAUAUUCUCAGACUUGGCUUUGUCAAUGAGCGGAAGAAACUUGCGAAGGAGUGGAAUGAGGGAAUCAAGUCGAAGAAGGGAGUCACCAUAUUGUUGAGGGAGAACAGUGUCUCCAACAAGGAUGAAGAUUUUAAGGAACGUACCAGUUUUGGGUCUAUGAAUAUUGAGAGCGGCGACGUUACCCAACUUGAAGUUGACAUUCCUGGUAUAGAUGGUGAAGUCACCAAAACCUGUGUGACAGACAACCAAAAGAUUGUCAGCGACUAUGUCGAUACUGGGUUGGGUAGGAAGUUAAGGUUCGAUUUCAUUGCCAACGAAUUCUUCCAAAAUAACAACUCCAUUUUACCCAAGGUAAUCAAAUACGUUCGGGAUAACCUAGGUGGUGAAGCCGAGUUGGAAUAUCUGGUUGAUGCCUAUUGUGGGUCUGGACUAUUCAGUGUCUCCAUAGCCUCUGAUCAGAAGAGCCAUUUGAAGAAGGUCUUAGGGGUCGAGAUCAGUGAACGGGCUGUUGAGUUUGCCAAGCGGAAUGCGCAACUGAACCAAAUUGGAGAGGAUCAGUGUGAUUUCAUCCAAGGUAAGGCGGAGAAGUUAUUUGAACAUAUUGAUUUCCCCAAGGAGAAGACUGGAGUUAUUUUGGAUCCUCCACGUAAAGGCUGUGACGAGAUAUUCCUCAAACAACUCUCUGAGUUUGAGCCUAAUCGGAUUGUCUAUGUCUCGUGUAAUGUGCAUUCACAGGCGAGAGAUGUUCGGUACUUCCUCAAUGAAACAGACAAGGGACACCAUUACGAGAUUGAGAGUAUUAGAGGAUUCGAUUUCUUCCCCCAGACGCAUCACGUUGAGAGCGUUGCAGUUUUAAAACGUAAAUAG